This is a messenger RNA of Macadamia integrifolia, 2192 nucleotides long. Its product is annotated as LEAF RUST 10 DISEASE-RESISTANCE LOCUS RECEPTOR-LIKE PROTEIN KINASE-like 2.1. Gene Ontology annotation, biological process: protein phosphorylation. The transcript is spliced from 3 exons. Bases 358 to 2109 code for a protein of 583 amino acids. Gene Ontology annotation, molecular function: protein kinase activity; polysaccharide binding; ATP binding. Lineage: Eukaryota; Viridiplantae; Streptophyta; Magnoliopsida; Proteales; Proteaceae. The record is from RefSeq and is a predicted model, not a curated record.
UUAGAAUAUUAUAUUUGUAGCAAAAUCAUAACAGGAGGCGUAGUUCGUGGGAUAAUCUGGUUUUCAGUCGGAAACAUUCUUUAUAUUUUGGAAUGAUACUUUUAGCUGCUAAUAAUAAUUUUCAUUUGUUAAAAAACCCAUUCUCUCUCUCCCUCUCCUGUAUUCCUCGACCCCUUUUUCCCAAAUGAGUUACUCGUUCAGGUGUGGCGACCCCUUCCCUGGAUUGAUCAAGAUAAACACCACUCUCUUCUUCCUCCUCGCUGCCGUAAUCCAAGAAGCCAAAUCAGUAGACCCAAAAUUCGAAGCUUGCAAGCCUGUGAACUGCGGCGAUGGACCUACCCGUUCUGGAGUCCUCUCAUGCAGCAUAACUACUGCGGCCACCCAGACUACGAGGUAACCUGCUUGGAAAACCAAAACCAAAACCAACCAGCCCUUUUGAUUUCUGAAGCCUAUUACCUCAUCAGAGACAUCUCCUAUGCUAACCAUUCGCUUACAGUGGUGAACACCGAAGAAGAGUCGAAUAGUUGCUCUGUUCCUCUGCAAAAUUUCACCAUCAAGAACACUCCUUUCGAGUUCGACCACAUACCCGUUAAUCUCUUCUUCUUCUAUAACUGCACAAGAUCUGUCCUCUUGGGUGAUCAAUCAUUCCAGCUUAAUUGUUCGAGCAGUGUUACUGGGAAUCGCUCGUAUGUCUUGUUUGAACACGAUUUGGAAUUGCCUUACCUGAAUUAUACUCUUCAGACCUGCAAGUCCACAGUGAGUGCGCCGGUAUACACGAAUGGUCUGAGUUUGGGAGAUUUACAAGGGAUGAACUACUCGACUUUGAUGAAUAGAGGGUUUCUGUUAGAAUGGACUGAGAAUGUUAAUUGCAGUCGAUGCGAAGUAAGCGGUGGCCGCUGUGGGUAUUACGAGAAACAGUUCUUGUGCCUUUGCCCCAAUGGACCCAAUGGGCAAACCUGCACAGGGGGCAUACCUUUGGGAACGAAGCUUGCAAUAGUUAUUGUACCGAUCAUUAUAUUUGUGAUUAUAUUGCUGGCAAUUCUUAUGAGAAGGAAAUUAUUAUCAAAUGGAAUGAUGUCAUUUUGGAAGAAAAAAACAAGAAAUACUCAAAAUGUUGAGGCUUUUCUAAGGAAUUUGGGAUCCCCAGCACCCAAAAGAUAUAGUUACUCAGAUAUCAAGAAAAUGACGAAUUCAUUUAAAGAAAAAUUGGGCCAAGGUGGUUACGGUGGUGUAUUCAAAGGGAACCUACCCGAUGGUCGCUUGGUUGCAGUGAAAGUGCUAAAUGCCUCUAAAGGCAACGGAGAAGAGUUUAUUAAUGAAGUUUCAAGCAUUAGUAGGACUUCCCAUGUUAAUAUUGUGACUCUUCUGGGUUUCUGUUUUGAUGGCUCCAAAAGAGCACUUAUCUAUGAGUUCAUGACCAACGGAUCUCUUGAGAAGUUCAUAUACAACAAAAAAUCAAUGAAAACAUACCCUCACCUUGGUUGGGAAAGACUAUAUCAAAUUGCAAUUGGCAUUGCUCAAGGAUUAGAGUAUUUACAUCGUGGUUGUAAUACUCGAAUUCUGCAUUUUGACAUAAAACCUCAUAACGUCCUCUUAGAUGAAGAUUUUUGUCCAAAGAUAUCUGACUUUGGUCUUGCUAAACUAUGUCCUAGAAAAGAUAGUAUCAUAUCAAUGGCAGAUGCUAGAGGAACAGUAGGAUAUAUUGCACCAGAAGUGUUCUCUCGGAACUUUGGAGGAGUUUCACACAAGUCAGAUGUCUAUAGUUAUGGAAUGAUGGUAUUAGAAAUGGUUGGAGGAAGAAGGAACAUUGAUGCUGGAGUUGAUCACACAAGUGAGAUUUAUUUUCCACAUUGGAUCUAUAAGCAUAUUGGACAAGGUGAGCAUUUACAAUUGGACAUGGUCAUGAGGGAAGAGGAUGAAGAAAUAGCAAAGAAGAUGGUUUUAGUGGGUUUAUGGUGCAUACAAAUGGAUCCAACUAAUCGACCAUCAAUCAGCAAAGUGGUGGAUAUGUUAGAAGGAAGCCUUGAAUCAUUGCCAAUUCCCCCCAAGCCAGUGUUUUCUUCUCCUCCAAGACAAGUAGCUGAUUCUUUUACUGGAUCAUCAUCUUAACUGCUUUCCUAUAUAUUACAUGUAUGUGACACUCAUCAUUUCCAAGAGAAUAUGUAUUUUUCAUGGGUGGAAUUGUUUCUAUU